AUGGGAUUGAAGAAGGCGACGACGUCGUUGGAGGAAGUGAUAGAGAAAGCAGGAGGUUGUGCUGUGGUGGACGGAGGGUUCGCUACCCAGCUGGAGAGACACGGCGCUGCCAUCAACGACCCUCUCUGGAGCGCCGUCUGCCUCAUCAAAGACCCCGACCUCAUCAAGCGGGUCCACUUGGAAUACUUGGAAGCCGGAGCAGAUGUUCUGGUCACUUCAUCUUACCAGGCCACAAUUCCUGGAUUUUUGUCCAGAGGACUGUCCAUUGAAGAAGGGGAGUUGUUGCUGAAGAAAAGUGUGAAAUUGGCUGUUGAAGCUCGCAACAGUUUCUGGGAUGCUCUCAAAGUGACACCUGAGCAUCAGUAUAACAGGGCUUUGGUUGCUGCCUCUAUUGGAAGCUAUGGAGCUUUUCUUGCUGAUGGCUCAGAAUAUAGUGGAUGUUAUGGACCCAAAGUGAAUGUUGAUAAGCUCAAGGAUUUCCACCGACGCAGAUUGCAAGUUCUUGUGGAAGCAGGUCCUGAUUUACUUGCAUUUGAGACCAUCCCUAAUAAGCUUGAAGCUCAGGCCUGCGUUGAGUUGCUCGAAGAAGAAAACAUUCAAAUACCUUCUUGGAUAUGUUUCACCUCUGUAGAUGGUGAAAACGCCCCAUCCGGAGAGAGCUUCAAGGAAUGCCUUGACAUAAUAAAUAAGAGUAACAAAAUACAUGCAGUGGGAAUAAAUUGCGCACCUCCUCAUUUGAUUCAAUCUCUCAUCUGCAAAUUUAAAGAGUUAACCAAUAAAGCAAUUGUUGUGUACCCUAAUAGUGGUGAGAUAUGGGAUGGCAAAGCUAAAAGAUGGCUGCCUGCCAAGAGUUUUGAUGACGACAAUUUUGAAUGCUUUGCAACAAGCUGGCGUGACGCAGGAGCUAAACUCAUCGGAGGCUGUUGUCGGACAACACCUUCCACCGUUCAAGUCAUUUCUAAGGCUCUAAAAGGAAACUCGUGCUGA
Molecule: messenger RNA, 987 nt
Organism: Prunus armeniaca (apricot)
Lineage: Eukaryota; Viridiplantae; Streptophyta; Magnoliopsida; Rosales; Rosaceae
Source: the annotation of a GenBank genome assembly